UCUUUGGCCAAACUAAUUCAUUGAGUUUACACAUUUUGCAACACACUGUACAUUGACUAGCGAUAAAAUUGUUUAUGACAUUUAAAUAAGUUUUUUCGCAGAAGACUUAAUAUAAGUGUUAUAUUUGUAAACUAUAAGAACAGUUUUGUAGGAAAAAGUGAAUCGUUUGUUAUUAAGCAUCUAACAUGGAAAGUAAAUUGUUAUUUUUCAUUUGUUUCGUAGCUAGUGUAUGGGAAGUUUUCCCAAUGGCGCUAAAAGGCCCCGUUAUGACGAGGUACGACCCUUGCGGUCUAGGAGUGAUACAUUUUGAUAGGUUGAGAGAAAAUUACUGGAAAGGGUUUGUGCACUUUGAACUGUAUAAAACGUUGAUUCCUACUAAAGUGGAGAUAGUUUUUAAGGAUGAAGUUACUUUGGCUGCGAUUCCCGGAACACUGAAUAUCACUGCAAGUCGAACUAGCAAAAACAACUUUAUUGUAGAGUCAACUCGCAUGAUACCUCAGCGCUACGAAUUUGUCAUUUCCAUUGACAAUUUAAAAACAAAUCAAAGUGAUGUGCCCGUGGUUGUGUUGUUAACCAUGAAUAAUAUCACAUUAUGCAACGCUGAAAUUAAGGCAUCACAGACUAUCAAAUCGUUGAACGUGUCCCAGCAGUAUCCAUACAGCGGAUACGCUCAGGUUUGUGGACGAAGGUCUUUAGGCCAUACUGAGCUGGUCUCCACAAGGACUGAGGCGGAGGCCGGGGACUGGCCUUGGCAUGUAGCUAUACUAGUCAUAGAUAAAAAAGGAUUGCCCCGGUAUGAGUGUGGGGGAAAUAUCGUGUCUACUACUGCUAUUGUGACAGCGGGCCAUUGCGUUUUCAAAAACGGUGCAAUAAGGAAAGCGAGCAAUAUCAUCAUAGUAGCUGGUACAAAAAAUUACAAGGAUUUUAAUGAAACUGGUCGACAGGAAUUUAUCGCAGAAGAAAUAAUACUCCAUCCAGCUUACGAUGAUGACUUCGCUACAUCCGAUGUAGCAGUCAUUAAAGUCAAAGGGCUAAUAUUUACGGAAUACGUACAACCAAUUUGCAUUUAUGGGCCUGUGUAUGACAAGAGCCAACUCUUUGGAGUCGAAGCUACGGUUGUAGGAUUCGGUACCACCGAGUACGACAAGCUAUCAGAUGUCUUAAGGUCCACUUACACGGUAAUACAAAAUGAUACCGUGUGUAUUGACUUCUCUCCAAAGCUUUACUCCAGUUUGCUGAACGAAUUCACUCUCUGCGUUGGAUAUGGACCUUCUUCUAGUAUUAACCCUCGCAACGGCGACAGUGGAGGCGGUCUUGUGAUAAGCACAGUCCAGUCCGACCACAAGAUAAGCUGGUUCCUCCGCGGGGUACUCUCGAAGUGCGGAGUUACCCCGGGACAUAAAACCUGUGACCCCAAAUACUACGUAGUGUACACAGAUGUUGCCCCACACUACGGCUGGAUAUACCACCACGCUGGCUUGGAGUACCGAAAUAACAUUAUGUGGUGAACAACGGUUAAGUGUUUCUUGGCAAUUGAAUGCCGAAGUUUCAGUGCAAUGUGAAAAUGAAUUGUCACAAUCAGUUAUGGUAUCUUUUCAACGAAGUUGUGUAUUAUACGUAGGUGUGUAUACCUAACUGUAACUAAGGGGUUUAUAAUAAAAGUAAGUGUGAUAUUAUUAUAUGAAUAAAUAUUGUUAGUUCAUAGAAAUGUUGUAGGUAAAUAAAGACUUUUAGAAUUACAUU
This is a messenger RNA of Trichoplusia ni (cabbage looper), 1743 nucleotides long. Its product is annotated as clotting factor B-like. Gene Ontology annotation, biological process: proteolysis. The coding region runs from base 186 to 1508 and encodes 440 amino acids. The record is from RefSeq and is a predicted model, not a curated record. Gene Ontology annotation, molecular function: serine-type endopeptidase activity. Lineage: Eukaryota; Metazoa; Arthropoda; Insecta; Lepidoptera; Noctuidae. The transcript has 7 exons.